Molecule: messenger RNA, 363 nt
Organism: Triticum aestivum (bread wheat)
Lineage: Eukaryota; Viridiplantae; Streptophyta; Magnoliopsida; Poales; Poaceae
Product: anaphase-promoting complex subunit 10-like
Exons: 3
Biological process (GO): protein K11-linked ubiquitination; anaphase-promoting complex-dependent catabolic process
Cellular component (GO): anaphase-promoting complex
Source: RefSeq, a predicted model, not a curated record
GGCGGCCGCGCGCCCGCCGCUCCCCUUCUCGUGCCGCUGGUGGCGCCGACGGCGGGGCGGCUGAAGGGAUGCCCGGAGCUGACGGUGGAGGGCGAUAUGCGGGAGAUGGCCAAGAUGGCGGCCUGGAGCGUCAGCUCCUGCAAGCCCGGCAACGGCGUCGCCUCCAUCCGCGAUGACAGCCUCAACACCUACUGGCAGUCAGUCGGACCGCACCUGGUCAACACCCAGUUCCAGAAGAAGGUGCAACUGCAGCUUGUUGUGCUCUACGUGGAUUUUAAGCUGGACGAGAGCUACACACCCAGCAAGAUCUCCAUCCGGGUCAGCGACGACUUCCACAAUCUCAAGGUAACACCUCGUUUCUGA